CCAGGCUUAGAAAUCACUUGAUUUAACUCAGUAGCACUUUUUCUUUCCUUUGUGUAUGUGUUACUCUGCAGUCAUCUCUAAAUACUCAGGACAUUAGAUUCACAUCAGCAGAAGGAGUCAAUAAUCGCAAAACUAUAAUCUGUUAGAAAAAGGGUUACUUUGCAGGAUUUUAUACUGUAAGAGGGGAAGUUUCAAUGUGCUUUGAAAUAAAAGAAGAAUUAAUUGUGCUUUUAAUCUUCAUGUGUAGGAGAAGCUACAAGUUGGUAAAUAUUUAUUUCAAGAGUCGUGACUAGGAAGCACUUGGAAAUGUAUUAGAGAAGUAAAUGUUUUUCCAGGCAAGGACAGGACCUGCUUGUACCUCUGUAGUUCUGGGUAACGUGUGAACACCCUUCUAGGUGACAGGCUGAGGGAAGGGAUACCCUGCUAUCCUGGAGCCGCAGCCAUACUGCCAGUAUCAUGUCUACCAUACAAAGAAAAGGCAGUAGCCACCUAUUCAACAGUUUGCACACCUGUAGACUGAAGCUUCCUGAGGAACAGCAACAUCAAGAAAAAUCUAUCAUUGCUCAACCAAUAUUUGUUUUUGAAAAGAGAGAACAAACUUUUAAGAGACCUGCAGAAGACAUCCUAUGUGAAGCAGCAGAACGUGAAUGCAAUGAGUUUUCAAGAAAGCGUGCCCGGGCUUCAUCUUUUACUUGGCAUACUACAGAUUCUCAGAACCAAGGAGUGAAGAAAAACAAUGUUUUUAUGACAUCAAACUCAGUGCAAAGGAAUGCUGAUCUGAACAGUGCGGAACAAGGUCCCGUGAAACAUUCUGAGCUUGUUCUAAGACCUGCUAUUUUGCAGCCACCUCAAGCUCAAGGGUAUAUAAAAGUGAGAAAAUCAUUUGGACACAAUGUGUUGGAAUCCUGUAAGGUUAAAGAAAAAGACAAAAGUAAGAUUUAUGAGGGGAACUCUUAUUUGCUAAGUGAAAACUUACCAAGUGCCAGAAUUUCAAUCCAGGUGUCUACUAAUCAGAAUGCUUUAGAUACUACAUCACCACGAUGUCAACCAAAUGAAGAUAAAUAUUCUAUGAAAAGCUGCAGUUCUGAUUUUGUUUUUGGAGAAAACAUGGUAGAAAGAGUUUUGGGUACUCAAAAACUCACUCAGCCUCAACUCGAAAGUGAUUCAUACAUCAAGGAAAAACCAUUCAAAUUCACUCUAAAAAUUCCUAUCAACUCUCCAAACUCAAGAACAGACACUAUUGAAAAUAUAUCCCUAAUUGAAUCAGCUACUGCUUUCUCUUUUAAACCAUCACCAAAAUGUUUGCUGGAGAAAAUUGAUAUUAUAACAGGGGAGGAGGCAGAACACAAUGUGUUAGAGAUCAACUGCAAGCUUUUUAUAUUCAACAAAACAACACAGUCCUGGACUGAAAGGGGCAGAGGAGCUUUGAGACUGAAUGACACAGCAAGCAGUGAUUGCGGAACAUUCCAGUCAAGAUUAAUUAUGCGCAAUCAAGGCAGCCUGAGGCUGAUUCUUAACAGCAAACUCUGGGCUCAGAUGGAGAUUCAAAGAGCAAAUCACAAAAAUUUACGAAUAACAGCUACUGAUUUAGAAGACUAUAACGUCAAAGUGUUUUUAAUUCAGGCCAGUGCCAAAGACACAGGACGUAUGCACGCAGCCAUCCAUCACCGUCUUGUUGCACUUCGAAGCUUUGACAAGCAGACAGAUGCAGAUCAAACUGAAAGCCAGUCAGAGACAGUCCUCCAACAGUUUAACUAUGAUAGCUGUGAUGAGGAUGAAGAGGAUCUCAUCCAAGCUACUAAAGCUAGAUCAGGUAAAGGACUUUUUUUCUGCUGGUUUGAGGUUUAAGAAGGAGAUCUUAUUCACAACCCUUUAUAGGAAACAGAUUUUUAGACGGUGGAACUUGUCUGUUCAAAGUGGGUGAGGGUUAGAGCCUUAGAUGUUUGGAUCUGAGAAGCAGGUCUGAAAAUCAGACUUCUACAGUGGCCUGUAUUGGGAUUUCACUAAAAGUCAGUCUUACUGCAAUACCUGCAUAUCGUCUGUAUAUACAUCUCAUAAAAAAACCCAUAUUUACAAUAUAAAGUAUUCACUGCUACACUGAAACUAAUCAUAUAUUCAUAUUUCUCUUCACUUGUUCUCAUUCUCCUACUAUUGGCCAUAAUAAGAGAAAUUAUAAAUACUGGUAAUGGAGCCAACAGUCAAAUCUGGUUUGAAACUUGAUAAACCCUGCUUAUUCCCUUUUCAGAAUUUGACUGCUGUAUUUUCAAAGACCUUCUUUACUUAAAGCAAAAAGUGCUGUUUCUUUUAUUACAUCAGGAUUGGUAAAUUGAACAAGCAGUGGAACCACUGGUUAAUGGAUUUUUAGGUUUUAGUGCUUGUCCUGAUGAGCGAAUUUAAAACUAAAAUCCAUCAUUAUAUUUGGAGAAAAACCUCGUCAAGGAAACAAUAAGCCCAGCUUUAUUAUACAGAUAUAGCUAUUCCAAUAAAGU
Molecule: messenger RNA, 2489 nt
Organism: Capra hircus (goat)
Lineage: Eukaryota; Metazoa; Chordata; Mammalia; Artiodactyla; Bovidae
Gene: RANBP3L
Product: RAN binding protein 3 like
Exons: 13
Coding region: 457-1848 (463 amino acids)
Biological process (GO): protein export from nucleus
Cellular component (GO): cytoplasm; nuclear pore
Molecular function (GO): GTPase activator activity
Source: RefSeq, a predicted model, not a curated record